GUCUAUCAACUGCAAUUGUCCUUCUUCACGGAAAACCCGUGUCAUCUGUUCCUCCCACGAGCGUUCUACAUUAUCACGCACACUCUGAUCGCUUACUCGAAUGUGUGCCUGCAGAACAUUCAGGUGGUGAUGGUCGUCGAGAGGAUCGUCGCCACGGUGUGGGUCGACACCUACGAGAAGCAGUGUCGAGCACUUGGCGCUGUUCUCGUCACUCUCCUGCUGCUGCUGACGGGUAUCGAGAUAGCUGGCACCUUCGGUGACAACUUCGCCGAGGUUCUGAUGACGAACAGCCUGAUGGUCACCGACUCGACCGGUACAGACGUGACGGCAUCUUUCGCUGUGAUAUUUGUUGUUUGUUGUGUGACGUUGCUGAUCAACAUAGCACAGUACUGCUUCAAUUUACGUCGUAAAAAACGGACGACGUUGAGCUCUCGUUAUCAACUUUCUGAAAAUGUAUCCACAUCGGCGAUGCUUUGCGUCAUUUCCACCGUUCAGCUGACAACUUUUGCCCUGUACGCCUUUUUUAUGAGUUACAUUCGCUUGACAAUCAGCCAUGAUCCGAUGUACGACCCGCUCAAGGAAACUGUUUAUGUGAGUUCGAGCGACCACUUGCUAGCUAUCCGUGAACGAGUAAUUCGUGGCAUUCAGACUGUUCCUCUGUGCACGUUGCUACUUCCUUUGGCCACAAUUGUUUCCAUAGAAGUAACGAGGAGGAAACGAAUACGAGGAAUAAAGUCAAUGGUGACGAUGAACGCGAGUGGACCGGAAGGCUGGCUGAACUACGCCUCACAGCUGCAGCAGCAAUGGCAAUGA
Ostertagia ostertagi is the source of this 813-nucleotide messenger RNA. Lineage: Eukaryota; Metazoa; Nematoda; Chromadorea; Rhabditida; Trichostrongylidae. The record is from the annotation of a GenBank genome assembly.